Molecule: messenger RNA, 972 nt
Organism: Paramecium pentaurelia
Lineage: Eukaryota; Ciliophora; Oligohymenophorea; Peniculida; Parameciidae
Source: the annotation of a GenBank genome assembly
AUGGGAAAUUAUUGUUAACAAGUUGAAAUAAAUGACAAGGAUUUUGCAUCUGUUUCAAUAGAAAAUAGGUAACAACCUUUUCUUGUUAAUAAGUUUGAUACUAAAUCUUUUAAUCUUAAUAUUUCUGAUUUAAGGUAGUUGGCAUAAAUUGAAUCUUUAAAUACUACUAAAUCUUAAUCCCCUGAUAAAGUUAAGAAGGUACCUUUUAAUCUUAAAUUACAUCGUAAACGAACUUUACAUUUUGAAACAAUUCAAGAUUCUAAUGUUUAAACACCUACUAGUCAGAAUAGAGACUUUUUCGAAUUUCCUAAUGGAGUCUAUAAGGGAUAGAUGGUUAAUGGAAAAAGAGAAGGAGAAGGUUAAUUUUUUUAUCAUGAUGGUUCUUGCUUUAAAGGUAUUUGGAAAGAUGAUAUGGCAAAUGGUUAUGGAAAAAUACUCUUUUAAGAAGGUGAAAUAUAUGAAGGAUAAUUUGAAAAUGAUUAAUAACAUGGUUAUGGAAAAUAUACAUCAAAUUAAAUUAAAUAUGAAGGAGAGUGGAAAGAGAGUUAACCUAGUGGAUUUGGAAAAGAAAUACUUAAAUAACAUUAUACUUAUGAAGGAGAAUUCUAUAAAGGUUUAAAGCAUGGCAAAGGAAAAAUAAAAUGGUUUACUGAUGGAGCUAGUUAUGAAGGAGAUUUCUUUGAAAAUUAAAUUAAUGGAAAAGGAACUUAUUAUUUUCCAGAUGGUGAAAUAUAUAUAGGUGAUUUUAAAGAUGGAUAUAUGCAUGGAAUGGGAAAGUUUACUUGGCCUGACGGUAAAGUUUAUGAGGGAAACUAUCAUAAAGGAAAAAAGUAAGGAAUUGGUAAAUUAACAACAUACAAUUUAAUAUAUAAUGGCGAAUGGUAUGAUGGAGUUUAUAAUGGUUAUGGUACUUUGGAAAUGUAAGGAAAAGUUAUUGAAGGAUAUUGGGAUAAUGGCAUUUAUUAAAAAUGA